This is a messenger RNA of Dinoponera quadriceps, 3082 nucleotides long. RefSeq names its product glutamate receptor 1 (gene GluRIB). The record is from RefSeq and is a predicted model, not a curated record. Gene Ontology annotation, biological process: modulation of chemical synaptic transmission; synaptic transmission, glutamatergic. Gene Ontology annotation, cellular component: postsynaptic membrane; plasma membrane. The transcript is spliced from 19 exons. Gene Ontology annotation, molecular function: transmitter-gated monoatomic ion channel activity involved in regulation of postsynaptic membrane potential; glutamate-gated receptor activity. The coding region runs from base 10 to 3006 and encodes 998 amino acids. NCBI's taxonomy places the organism in Eukaryota, Metazoa, Arthropoda, Insecta, Hymenoptera, Formicidae.
GCUCGGAAGAUGCUCCCGGUUGUUCACGUGACGGGUGGACCACCCUCGUCGCGACGGCGGCGUCGCGCGACGUUCCCGCUCGGUACCGCGGUGUCCGCGUAUGCCCCCGGGGUAACCGGGGACGCGAGAGAUACCGGUGCCGGUAGGAUCUGCGGAUCAACAUCCACUGCCACGAUGAUGACCAUGGCCUUAACCGUCCUCUUGGUCCUGGUGCCAGCGGCGUACCCGGACAAGAUUUCCAUUGGUGCCAUUUUUGAGCAGGGUACCGACGAGGUACAGUCCGCCUUCAAGUUCGCGAUGUUCAACCAUAACCAGAACACUACAACUCGCAAGUUUGAGCUGCAAGCUUUCGUGGAUGUAAUUAAUACCGCGGAUGCCUACAAGCUCUCCCGCCUCAUCUGCAGCCAGUUCAGCAGAGGCGUGUUUUCGAUGUUGGGCGCAGUCAGUCCAGACUCGUUCGACACACUGCACUCCUACAGCAACACCUUUCAGAUGCCAUUCGUAACACCCUGGUUUCCCGAGAAGGUCCUGACGCCGUCCUCGGGUCUCCUGGACUUCGCCAUAAGUAUGCGACCGGAUUACCAUCGCGCUAUCAUCGAUACGGUGCGAUACUACGGCUGGAAGAAAAUCAUCUACCUGUACGACUCCCACGACGGACUGCUCAGGCUGCAGCAAAUUUAUCAGGGGCUAAAGCCAGGCAACGAGUCCUUUCAAGUCGAAACCGUCAAGAGAAUACAGAACAUGUCAGAGGCGAUCGAUUUUCUGCGCAGCCUGGAGGAACUUAACCGAUGGAGCAACAAAUACGUCGUGCUCGACUGCCCGACGGACAUGGCGAAGGAUAUCGUCGUGAGUCACGUGAGAGACGUGGCUCUGGGAAAGAGGACGUAUCAUUAUCUGCUGAGUGGCUUGAUAAUGGACGACCGAUGGGAGAGCGAGGUGAUCGAGUACGGCGCCAUCAACAUCACCGGCUUUCGCAUCGUGGACGCCACUCGACCCCACGUCAAGGAUUUCCUGGCCGGCUGGCAUCGCCUGGAUCCCGCCACGUCUCAAGGCGCCGGUCGUGAAUCCAUUUCCGCACAAGCCGCCCUGAUGUACGACGCCGUGUUCGUCCUCGUCGAAGCCUUUAACAAGUUUCUGAGAAAGAGAACCGAUAAAAAUAACACGAGACGAAUAGGGGCUCCCGGCAGCAGUCAGCCCACAAACGGGACGAAAUCUUUGGACUGCAACCACAACCGCGGCUGGGUGUCUCCGUGGGAAUACGGCGACAAAAUCUCGAGACUCUUAAGAAAGGUGGAGAUCGAAGGUCUAACGGGAGAGAUACGGUUCAACGACGACGGUCGACGACAAAAUUACACGCUUCAUGUCGUCGAGAUGACUGUCAAUAGCGCUAUGGUGAAAGUUGCCGAAUGGACCGACGAGGGUGGUUUUCAAGCGAUAUCCGCCAAAUAUGUGCGACUUCGUCCGCAUACAGAGAUCGAGAAGAAUAAAACAUACGUCAUUACUACGAUAAUGGAGGAGCCAUAUAUAAUGAAGAAAGUGUCGGACACGGGUGAAAUAUUGGUCGGAAACGAUGGUUACGAAGGCUACUGUAAAGACCUGGCUGAUCUUAUCGCCAAAAAGUUGGGCAUAUCAUACGAGCUGCGGAUCGUGAAGGACGCAAAAUACGGUUCCGAGAAUCCGGAUGUACCAGGCGGUUGGGACGGCAUGGUCGGGGAGCUUAUCAGAAAGGAGGCGGACAUAGCGAUCGCUCCCAUCACCAUCACCUCCGAGCGGGAGCGGGUGAUCGAUUUUAGUAAACCGUUCAUGUCUCUCGGCAUCAGCAUCAUGAUAAAAAAGCCCAUCAAACAAAAACCCGGGGUCUUCAGCUUCCUGAAUCCGCUGAGCAAGGAGAUCUGGGUGUGCGUUAUUUUCGCCUACAUCGCAGUUUCCAUCGUCCUGUUUAUUGUGUCGAGAUUCUCGCCGUACGAGUGGAGGGUCCUGACCAUCAGCGGUAGCACAGAUUCGGCCAUUAGCGGACGAAACGAGCCCGGUUUGCAGCAUCCUCACACGCCGCAAGGUUCACCUCACAUGCCAACUUCCAGCAUGGCCAACGACUUCAGCAUCGUAAACAGCCUCUGGUUCGCUCUGGCGGCGUUUAUGCAACAGGGCUGCGAUAUCUCGCCCAGAUCCAUAUCCGGCCGCAUAGCCGGCAGCGUUUGGUGGUUCUUCACUCUGAUUUUAAUAUCCUCCUACACCGCAAAUCUCGCCGCGUUUCUAACUAUCGAGAGGAUGGUCACGCCGAUUAAUUCACCCGAGGAUUUGGCGUCGCAGACGGAGGUACAAUACGGCACCGUCGCCCACGGCUCCACUUGGGAUUUUUUUCGAAAAUCUCAGAUCAGUCUCUACAGCAAGAUGUGGGAAUUUAUGAACUCGCGGAAGCAGGUGUUCGUCAAGUCGUACGAGGAGGGAAUACGAAAAGUGAGGAUGAGUAAGGGCAAGUACGCGCUUCUGAUAGAGAGCCCGACGAACGAAUAUAUCAAUGAGAGAGAGCCCUGCGACACAAUGAAGGUCGGCAGAAAUCUCGAUGCCAAGGGAUUCGGCGUCGCAACGCCGCUCGGAUCCCCGCUCAAGGAUCCCAUAAACCUGGCGGUACUGUCACUGAAGGAAAACGGAGAAUUGGCGAAGUUGGUGGAACGAUGGUGGUAUGAAAGAACGGAAUGUCGGCACGUUGAGAAGCAGGACGCUACUAGAAACGAGUUAUCGCUGAGCAACGUGGCGGGACUAUUUUAUAUCCUCAUCGGUGGCCUUCUCUUGGCACUCGCCGUGGCUCUUUUGGAAUUCUGCUACAAGUCGCACACAGAGGCUACAAGGGCGAAGAUACCUUUAUCGGACGCGAUGAAGGCGAAAGCGCGACUUACCAUCGGUGCUGGUCGCGAUUUCGACAAUGGACGGUACUACACUCCAGCAAACGCGAUUGGGAAUACCGAGGGCGAGCAGGUACACAGCAAUACCCAUACCCAGGUGUAAACUACUACCUGGAGAGCCCGAGCGACUCGCCCGCCGUUUCGCUGCCCACGCCCCCGCCGCCGCCGCUGGUGGCACC